AUUACUAUGAGGGCAUUAUCUUUGAGCUGUCCGGUUGGUGAGGCUAUAGACACCUGUCCACACCUCAAGAUGUCGAGGAAGCGCUCCCAAACCCAGGCCUCGUCCAUCAACGACCUACCGCCCUGCGCGGGUCCAAAGCUACACCAGUUCCAGUAUCAUCGAUCGCCAAUACAAUGGAUGGAGAGGUUAGACGAUGGCAGGGGUGACGGCGCUGGAGCCGAGGGUUAUGUGUUUCGGGCGAUUAUACGUAAGAAGCAAUACGCUAUCAAAGUAUUCAAAUUCUAUGACCCUUGGAGCUCUGAGUACUACUGGGGCCCCCUCCUGGGUGAAGAUACACCUCUAGAGACGGCGGCUUACUACACCGACCCCUUUUAUGCCGAGUGUCGAGCUUACGGUCGAAUCGAAGGUGCCACAAGGAGAGGCAAGUUGAAGGGUGUGGCAGUUCCUUGCCACGGUUACAUGUUCCUGAAGAAGGCGGACGAGAGAUCAUUGAAUAAUCGAGGGGUUGAUCUUGGCCUGGACGAUGUCGACAUUGACUUUCAGCAAACCGUCAAAGGUGGUUGUCGACCUAGAGCCAUCGUCAAGGACUAUGUGCCAGGAGACCCAGGCGUAAACGGGAAGAGCGCAAAGAGGAUACUCAAAGGCAUAAGAGAUCUAAACAAGUUCAAGAUCUACAACAAGGACAUCCGGAUAGACAACUUUCGAAACGGGCUGCUGGUCGACUUUGGUUCCUCGUGGACGGAACCACACGUUCUCAUGGGUGCGCUGGGUGCUCAGGACGUCAGUGAUCAUAGGGCUGCUGAUCUAGCUUUGUUUGACGAGAUGAUUGAGGACGAAGAGAUUGAGACGAAGGUGAGAGGGUUACCAAAUCCAGAGUAUUGUAGCAAGCUACGGUCGUGGGAUGAUGAUUAG
Molecule: messenger RNA, 912 nt
Organism: Fusarium keratoplasticum
Lineage: Eukaryota; Fungi; Ascomycota; Sordariomycetes; Hypocreales; Nectriaceae
Exons: 2
Coding region: 7-912 (301 amino acids)
Source: RefSeq, a predicted model, not a curated record